Physcomitrium patens is the source of this 3032-nucleotide messenger RNA. Its product is annotated as neutral ceramidase 2. Gene Ontology annotation, biological process: long-chain fatty acid biosynthetic process; ceramide catabolic process; sphingosine biosynthetic process. Gene Ontology annotation, molecular function: N-acylsphingosine amidohydrolase activity. The record is from RefSeq and is a predicted model, not a curated record. NCBI's taxonomy places the organism in Eukaryota, Viridiplantae, Streptophyta, Bryopsida, Funariales, Funariaceae. Gene Ontology annotation, cellular component: extracellular region.
CACUAACGUUUCCGUAACUCAUGUUGACCCACCCGUUGGCCCAUGGCAAGGAGUGACAUUCUUGAAAACUUAAAGCGCCCAAUUCAUCUACUGAGUUCCUCGAGGUAGAAGAGAGAAGACUUGUGAGUUUCAAAAGUGUUGGAAGGAGUUGGAUAUAUCACUGGAGUUCUUGAGAUUCGGGCACAUUCUGGUUAGCAGGUCCAGUCAAAAAAUAUUCUGAUAUUUUUGUGCAUUUUUUCUCUGUAGUAUUACAGGUUUGCAAAAAUAUGCGCCACGAAGUUCUGAACUCGUGGCUGAGAAGGUGAAUUUAUGAAUUCUUAAAACAGUACUUUAGAGGAAAAUGUUGAGCGCAGGGUCGACCUUGGGAUGAAGGAAAUGCUCGCGAACGUAAAUUAUCAGAAUCUAAGGUUUAUUAAUCAUGGGCGAACAACCAUUUCGGAUGCACUUCGGAUACAAAGAAGUGAUUCGGAAGCUGCUCCUGUUGGCGAGCUCCGCACUUUUUCUGCGAGCUUCCGUUGAAGCAACCAGUUUAUCGAAUUUUCUGAUAGGAAUGGGAAGCUAUGACAUCACUGGACCAGCGGCCGACGUUAAUAUGAUGGGGUAUGGAAAUACCGGCCAGAGUGCAGCGGGGAUUCAUUUCAGACUUCGCGCACGCGUGUUCAUUGUGGCAGAGGCUUCCAAUAUAACUGACGGGAAGAGAGUGGUGUUCGUCAACCUCGAUGCCUGCAUGGCAUCCAUGGUCGUCACUCUGCGUGUUCUUUCUCGACUCAAACAGAGAUAUGGUGACUUGUACACUGCGAAGAAUGUUGCAAUCAGCGGCACGCACACGCAUUCGGGGCCAGGGGGUUACUUGCAAUAUGUGCUCUACCUUGUGACCUCACUUGGUUUUGUGCGCCAGUCAUUUGAAGCGCUGGCUAAUGGCAUUGAGCUGGCCAUCGUUGAAGCUCACGAGAAUCUUCGGCCUGGCUCUAUUUUUCUCAACGGAGGGGAGGUUUUAGGAGCGAACAUCAAUCGCAGUCCAAGUGCGUAUCUCAACAAUCCCAUUGAAGAGCGUUUACGAUACAAGUACGACGUGGACAAGGAGAUGUCCUUGCUGAAGUUCGUAGACUCUGAGCGGGGACCUGUGGGUUCCUUCAGUUGGUUUCCUGUCCACGGAACCUCUAUGAACAGAACGAACCAGCUGAUAAGUGGGGACAAUAAAGGUGCAGCUGCGCGGUUCAUGGAAGACUGGUUUCAGAGAAGAAAACUGAAUGCAACACAUGAAGACGCAGGUUGGGUCGACUUUGUGCAGCAUCGUGGGGCUGCAACUCGUCGUUCCAGCACCUAUGGAAAUGCCCGCAACGGAUCCGGAAGAACAGGCCAUGAGGCUGGCGAAAAUGGACCUUUAAGAAGGCAUCCCAGUGGUAGGCUUUCCAGCAACACGCAGAAAGUGAGAAGUAAAUUUUCCCGCUCAAUGAGUUCCUCCUUCGUGUCAGCGUUCUGUCAAAGCAACGUCGGUGACACCACCCCAAAUACAUUGGGACAAUUUUGUCUUGAUUCUGGACUUCCAUGUGAAUUCUACACCAGCACAUGUAACGGAAAGAGUCAACAGUGUGUAGGCCGAGGUCCUGCGUACCCUCGUGAUCACUUUGAGAGCACAAGGAUGAUUGGGGAGAAGCAGGCUGAAGCUGCAACCAAAUUUUUUCAAGAAGCUCAGGUACAAGUACAUGGAAAAAUCUCUUUCAAACAAACCUUCGUCAACUUUUCACGCCUUUCAGUAGGUCUACCGUCUGGAGAAAUCGUUUCAACGUGCCCAGCUGCGGUUGGAUUUGGCUUCGCUGCUGGUACUUCAGAUGGACCUGGAGCUUUCGAUUUCACCCAAGGUGAUAAGCAGGGAAAUCUUUUUUGGAGACUGGUAGGUGGAGCAUUGCACCGACCUAGCCAGGAACAGAUCAACUGUCAGAAACCAAAGCCCAUACUUAUUGACACGGGCGAGAUAUCUACACCUUACGCUUGGACGCCAUCCGUGCUUCCAAUCCAGAUACUUCAAAUUGGGCAGUUCAUCGUCCUGUCGGUUCCUGGAGAAAUGACAACAAUGGCAGGUCGGCGACUUCGAAAUGCGGUGAAGGAGACUCUUAUUGAAAAAGGAAGUGGGCAAUUCAACUCUGAAACCCAUGUUGUCAUUGCCGGUCUAGCGGGCGACUAUUCUCAGUACAUUACAACCUAUGAGGAAUACCAAGUUCAAAGAUACGAGGGCGCUUCCACCUUGUUUGGUCCUCACACACUCCAGGCCUACAUACAGGAGUUCAAGAAGCUGGCCGGAGCUCUUGCGCUAGAAACAGAACCCGCACCUGCACCCCUUCCGCCAAAUCUGCUUGAUCUACAGCACGAAUUCCUUCCAGGCGUUGAGGCAGAUCGAACACCCCCUGGAAUCACCUUCGGUGACCUCAAACAAGACGUGCAGCCCAAUUCUUCAUAUCGGACAGGUGACACCGUGUCAGUCUCGUUCUACACCGGGAAUCCACGGAACGAUCUAUUCACGGAGGGCAGUUAUGCUUUGGUUGAGAUGAUUGAUGGAGCUAGUGGGUGGCAACCCAUGUAUGACGACGACGACUGGAGCUUGAAGUUUCGGUGGAGCAGGUCUUCCCCGAUGAGCAUCAUCAGUAUUGCUGAACUUGAUUGGACUAUUCCCAAGACUGCCCCACGAGGUGUCUACAGAAUGCGUCAUUUCGGUGCACACAAGUCCUUCCUUGGACCGAUCCAGCGCUUCACGGGGACGUCUAGCGGAUUCCUCGUCGCAGGUUAGAGAGUCUCCUGGAUGCAUCGCAGGCUCUGCAAUGCUUCAUGGAAAUGCUUCCGACAACCUGAUUGAUACCUUCGCUAAUACACUGGUUUAUAUCCUCGACAGUACUCUGGCUGAUACCCUUUUCGAAUCGUUGUAGGUAUCCGCAUUUCCCCGAUAAGCAACUUCUUCGAUUAUGCAAACUUUUAACAGACUUAGUUGUGUUUGGCUUGCUUUAGUGGAAGAGAAAUCAACGUUUUGCAUUGAUUUA